AUGACAAAUAAGAUCACCAGGGUCAGGACGGGGUGUUGGACUUGUAAGAAAAGACACAGAAAGUGUGAUGAGACUAAACCUAUUUGUAAAAAUUGUUCAAAUACAAAUAGACAUUGUGAGGGGUAUGAUUUGAGGGUCUCGUUUGAUAUAUUCCAACAUGGUGAAGGUAAGUCGUUCAAAAAGGGGAAAAAUAAAAUUUCUAAGGUGAAAAGUGGAACCAAUAAACCUGAGACUCAUCAUCAUCAUCAUCAUCAUCGUCUGCUGCUGCUGCUGCUGCUGCUGCCGCUGCUGCUCCUGCGUCAGUUGAGUGUGAGUCCGCUGCUUGCUAUUGACGAGAUAUCUACUGAGCCAGUCACAUCGAGCACCAAUUUAAAUCGGUUUAGUAGCGAUUUAUUCGAGGAUUUGCAAACUUUAUUAUCAGCGAGUCUUGAUCAAAUGCCGCAAUCCUCUAACAAUUUCAAUUUUGAAACAGGAGACAUUCCUUUAUCAACUCUGGAUAUCGAUACUUUUAAUUUUGAUUCCCAAAUCAUUAAUUUCAUUGAUAAGUCAAAGAUCUUUGAUGAAAACUAUAAAGAACUAUUAAAUAGCCCCAAACCACUUGAUGAUGAAGAAAAAUCCACUGCCGCGGCACCACCUGAUUCUGCUUCAUUGUUCUCCAUGAGCCACCAAGAAGAAAAUAUGAUGUUGAAGCAUUUUUUCAAAAAAUUGUUGCCUCUACUUGAUGGCCAUCCGAAAUCGCCUUGGCCCGAUUUGGCGUUAAAAUAUUGUGAUUUUGAUAUUGCUAGAAGCUGUUUCAUUUCAUUGGCAUGUAUACACAUGUAUGAGAGUAGAACAGGAGGAAACGAAUACUACCAAAAGGGACUUGCACAUAUCAACAACACUAUGGAUCAUUUGAUACGUUAUAUACGAGAAAAUGCAUACAAAAUGAACUCGCAAUCGCCUCAUGCAACAACUUCAACAACAACAACAACAACAACAACAAAGGAAAGUGAUGACAUUAGUAAGAAACACAUUAGUUAUUUUGUCAUAAUGGUAUUAAUGAAUGUGCAUAUCCUAUUUGCUGUUGUCGAAAAGGGGAAAAGCUCAAUGUCAAGGGAUUUUUUCAAGGUGUUUGCUGAAAUUUGCAAAGACAAGGUGUUUUUCAAUGAGAUGUUGAUGCCCAAUGUCAAACAGAGGUCUUUGCUUAUUGUGUUGAGUUGGUAUGAUACUGUGAGUGCAAUAGUAUCACCCGAUUGUCGAAAACCCUACUGUUUGCCCCUGUGGUACGGUACCGUGUCCGAUGCUAUAUCUUCAUCCAAAAUGAUGGGCUGUCCCGGUGAGAUCUUUGUAGCAAUGUCGGAAGUUUGUUGCUUGCGAAAUAAAAAAUAUUACAAGGUAUUAAAUACGGAGGAGAAAUUUCGAUCUUACAACCGAAUAAAAUACGCAUUGAUGAACUACCGUGAUUACGUCCCUAUUAACGAUGAUGAGAGCAACGAAGAUUACUCAAACAGAAUGAAAUGUGCACUAUGUUGGGCUACAGCUGUAUGGAUUACUUUGAACAACGUGUGUGAGCCAGUCGACCAUUUAGCCACCAAUAGCAAACUAGUCAAGGAGUUUAUUGACAUUUAUGGACAAAUGGAUUUUAAAUCGGCCAUCCUAGCACAAAUGGUUUGGCCGGUUUAUGCUGUUGGCUGUGAAUGCAAAACCGAAUUUGAAAGAAGUCAUUUGAUGAAAUUUAUUAAUACCCUAUACGAGAAUACAAAAAUGGGAACAAUUUUUUCCUUAAAAGAGAUUGUUUUGAAAGUUUGGGAAAAGAAUAUCACUCAAGAGGAAUAUCUAACUCAAUGUACUGCGCCAACUCAAGCAGAUGUAAAAGUUUACCAAGCUUUCCAAAAAGAAUACCCAGCAUUCACAAGAUGGUUUAACCACAUUGCUUCUUUUACCGAUGAAUUUGCUGAAUUGCCUGCUGCUGCUGCUAAGGAAGAAGCCACCGCUGAAGCUGCUGAAGAAGACGAGGAUGAUGUUGAUUUAUUCGGCUCAGACGAUGAAGAAGUUGACGAAGAAGCUGAGAAAUUGAAACAACAAAGAUUAGCCGAAUAUGCUGCUAAGAAAGCUGCAAAGGGUCCAAAACCAGCUGCCAAAUCUAUUGUCACUUUAGAUGUCAAACCAUGGGAUGACGAAACUGACUUGCAAGAAUUAUUGGACAAUGUGAAAAACAUUAAAAUGGAAGGUUUGACUUGGGGAGCUCACCAAUUCAUCCCAGUUGGUUUUGGUAUUAAGAAAUUGCAAAUCAACUUGGUUGUUGAAGAUGCUUUGGUUUCAUUGGAUGAGUUACAAGCUGCUGUUGAAGAAGACGAAGACCACGUCCAAUCAACCGAUAUUGCUGCUAUGCAAAAAUUGUAA
Lodderomyces oxycetoniae is the source of this 2382-nucleotide messenger RNA. It is a transcript of the gene EFB1, whose product is annotated as translation elongation factor 1 subunit beta. Gene Ontology annotation, cellular component: cytosol; eukaryotic translation elongation factor 1 complex. Bases 1 to 2382 code for a protein of 793 amino acids. Gene Ontology annotation, biological process: regulation of DNA-templated transcription; translational elongation. The transcript is spliced from 3 exons. The record is from RefSeq and is a predicted model, not a curated record. Gene Ontology annotation, molecular function: DNA-binding transcription factor activity, RNA polymerase II-specific; guanyl-nucleotide exchange factor activity; translation elongation factor activity. NCBI's taxonomy places the organism in Eukaryota, Fungi, Ascomycota, Pichiomycetes, Serinales, Debaryomycetaceae.